AUGACAACAGUUCCAGGACAGUUGGUGUGGGAGAUAGUAAAGAGAAACAACUGUUUCUUGGUCAAACAGUUUGGUAGAGGCAAUGCUAAAGUUCAGUUCAGCAAAGAGACCAACAACCUCUGCAACCUCAACUCCUACAAACACUCUGGUUUGGCAAACAAGAAGACAGUGACCAUUCAAGUAGCUGAUAAAGAGCAAGGUGUGGUACUUGGAACCACCAAGACCAAGAAGCAGAACAAGCCUAAGCUCUCUGUUAACAAGUCAGUUCUCAAGAAGGAGUUUCCUAAGAUGGCCAAAGCUGUUGCUAAUCAGGUUGUGGACAACUACUACAGGCCUGAUCUGAAGAAGGCAGCACUUGCUAGGCUCAGCGUGAUUAGCAAAGGUCUUAGAGUCGCCAAGUCUGGUCCCAAGAGAAGAAACAGACAAGCCUGAAGAAUCCGUCAUUGAAUGAAUAUUUUAUUUCUUAUAAUGCUUGUUUCAGACAAUGCUUGUAGGUUAAAGAUUUCUCCUGAACAGCUGAGAAUUUUGUUGGAACCACCUCUCUUUGUCAUCUUUUUUUCACAAAAUUAUAUCAGA
This is a messenger RNA of Eruca vesicaria subsp. sativa (arugula), 576 nucleotides long. The record is from the annotation of a GenBank genome assembly. NCBI's taxonomy places the organism in Eukaryota, Viridiplantae, Streptophyta, Magnoliopsida, Brassicales, Brassicaceae.